AUGCCAAACAGUGUAACAGCACUUUUGUGGAGCAGAACUGAUAGUGACGUGAGACCCAAUGAUCACAAACGUAAUCCUGAUAAUUUAUGCAGCCGACGCAAUUUGCACGGAAUGAGAAAGUACGCCCGCGCUGUGCAAUCCUUCCACCUCACUGCACCCUUUUUGGAAGUGGAGCAACAAGAGGAACAACAAAGUGAAAACGACGGUAAAGUGUUGCGUCUACAUGUAAACGCUCUUUCCAGCAAAAUCGAAAAAGAAAACCUGUUGAAAACUGCGAUAACAAUAACAGAAAUAGGCAAGAGGAAGAGAAAUUCUAGCAUCAGCGGCACCCACUGA
Loa loa (African eye worm) is the source of this 336-nucleotide messenger RNA. RefSeq lists its product as hypothetical. The record is from RefSeq and is a predicted model, not a curated record. Lineage: Eukaryota; Metazoa; Nematoda; Chromadorea; Rhabditida; Onchocercidae. The transcript is spliced from 2 exons. Bases 1 to 336 code for a protein of 111 amino acids.